Molecule: messenger RNA, 3363 nt
Organism: Ramularia collo-cygni
Lineage: Eukaryota; Fungi; Ascomycota; Dothideomycetes; Mycosphaerellales; Mycosphaerellaceae
Exons: 1
Coding region: 1-3363 (1120 amino acids)
Biological process (GO): autophagy; response to starvation
Cellular component (GO): cytoplasm
Molecular function (GO): protein binding
Source: RefSeq, a predicted model, not a curated record
AUGCCCUCCGCCGACGCCUUUGACGAAGAACCGCCGUUUGACUUUGAUCCGCCCGAAGUCUCCUCAACGCCGCCCACACAACCCUCUCCGCCAGCAAAGAGCAAGAAGAAGAAGAGCAAGAAGAAGCAGUCGCAGCAGGCGAGAACCGAAGAUGGGAAUGAGUCUUCGAGCUAUCCCAAAUCCGUGACGCCCUCUCCACCCGCCCACAAUGGUGUGAAGUUGCAGGUGGACUCGCCGGUGCAAGGCGCUGCCGAAGGAGCAACAGACACAAAGACACCGCCGCUGGUCGAUCUGGAUGAUGAGGAUGAGCAGCCGACGCUGUUUGAGCAGCAUGAUGACGAAGAGGAGGACGAGCCACACUAUUCUCCACCCGCAAAACCCGUCACUCUGGCGGGAGAUCCGCCGCCGACAGCUCCGUCUUCAACAGCAGCACCUUCAGUCAAGUCUCCUCGCCUUGCCGCAGCAAGAGCACUUGGUCCUCCUUCGCCGCAAAGUCGGCCCCUCAGCGUGCACAACCCUCCCCCAUCCCGCGAGCGCCAGAAUUCGGUUUCGACCCACGAACGGCACAGCUCUUUUUCAACCCACCGUCUUCCUCUCGCUUCCAGUCAGCCCUCUCGACGCGAGUCCUUUGUAACUCACGCUUCACCCCGACCGCGAUUUGUCGAUCCUCCUCCUCCUCACAUGCCACAAGCCCACUUCUUUCAACUCCCCGACAUCGGAAUCAACAGGAACAAGAAACCAGACAUGGGGAGACCUGCAGGCUCCGACGGCUACUGUUGUCGUUUGGACUCUUUCGCAGAUGGUGGUGAUGCAGCUUCGGCAAAGAAAGCGCGGGAUGCUUUGCUGGUGGGAUGUGAGGGCGGACUGGAGGUCUUUCGUGUCUUGUCCACAAAGAUGGAGAUUAUAGCCAGGCUGGAGGGAUUGGGAGGUGCUGUCAUUGGUGCAAAGAUUCUGCCGCAUACUGAAAGGACCGAUCCUCUGCAAGAACUACGACCUCUGGUUGCUGUUGUCGUUCAUGGACCUCUGGUGGACAACAGAGGAGAACAGCGCAUGAGCAACGAGAGCGAGCCACCUUCUCACUUCCAAACGACUGUGGAUGUCUACUCGCUACGUGCUCAACGCUAUGUAGCAACACUCUACCGAAGUGCUCCAGUUCCGAUUGAAAAGCCGCUGGUCGGACAAGUGUCUUCUCUUCCGGACCCUGCUGGGGAUCUUCAUCUGGACGCCGCAGGUCGAUUCAUCACCGUCACUUCUGGCAAGAGUGGUGAGGUCUGGGUCUUUACCGCAGUCCCAAACUGCGGCUUGGAGGAAGCACAUUAUCGAUGCAUUGGCAAGUUCUGGACAUCCCUCCAAACAAGCCUGCCUAGCACAACCGUCCGUACGCCUAGUGGAAGUGGUGAGACAUCAACGACAGAAGGAGAAGUCAAAGAGCAGUCGCGUACUCCAGUAUACAGCCUCAGUCAGCGCUGGCUCGCCGUACUGCCACCAUCUUCCGCAUCAAACAUUUCAAUCCAAGGUAUUCCACUUCYAUCAGAAAUCAACCCUUCACCACCCGGAAUCACAACACACGCUGCGCCACCGCAGCCUCUCGUUACGUGCGAGGUGGUCGGAACGGAUCCAGAGGGCACAUGGAGUCGUCUGGGUCGACAGGCCGCGCAGGGGUUGGUGAAGUACUCGCAGAAAGGUUUCGAAAUGGGGCUGCAAGGGUGGAAAGAGUUGACCCAUCCAUCCCCACCGAAUGGCCGUCAGCCUCAUGAUCGUGCUUCAAGUAAAGAAGACGUCUUUCCUCCCACAAAAGCCUUUUUGGAUGAUCCGGGAAGGCUGAGAAAAGAGCCCGCUCUAGUCUCACUGAUCGAUUUAGAGGCUCUCCUUCAGUGGGAAGAGCAUAAGCCAAAGUAUUUUGCACCGCCCAUGGCAACUUUUGCACUUGUCGACGGCUGCAACUUUCUAUCCUUCUCCUCAACGGCAACCAGACUACUCUCAGCCAGCCGUAAAGGCGAGGUCUCUACCGUGUGGGAUCUGCGACAGGUAGCCCACGGUGUGCCCAGAUGCGCGAUUGACAGCGACGACGACGUCAGCACUAGUCCAUGCAUUAAACAACUUCAACGUAUUGCGAGGAAUACACCCUCGACCAUCCUCGAAUGCGCUUGGUCUCGAGAUGACGACGCCGUUGCGCUUCUCACCGCACACGGAACAGUUCAUCUCCACGAAGUCACAACCAAACCCACCCCUCGGAAAAGAAAGCGAGUCUCUGCGACCUACACCGAACCCACAGCUGAAAAAGCCGAUGCCACGGUCAGUCUCUCAACCGGCCUCUCUCCACCUAGCAGCAACCAAGGCUUCUUGGGAAGCAUCAAGUCCAGCUGGACAGCCGUCUCAUCCCAAGUCAACACCCUCCGCGCAAUCAACGCCCCUGUCAUCCCCACCACUUUUGCAGGCUUCCGCGACGCCACYGCCGCUGCAGGGAACGCCGGCUCCCGCGCUUUUGCCCGCGGAUUAAGUCAGGGGUAUACUGCAGCUAAAGGCGGGGCGAUUGAUUACUGGCACGCAGACGACAACAAGAUCCGCCACACGAAAGCUCUGCAAGAACCCAAUUCCGCGAAAAGCGUUAGCUGGAUCAAAAGGAAUGAGACAGUUUAUUUGGCUAUCGCGUGUGGUGGGCAAGUGCACGUCCAUCCCGUGCAGAAGGUUGAGAGGAGGAAAGGGGAUCGGAUUGUGAGUGGGCUGAAGCAUGAGAGAUAUUCGCACAAGGCAUUCGCUCUCAGUCUGAUCCAGACAAGGGCAGAUAUGGGUGGUUUGCAAGGGCUGAUGCGAGGACGGGAUCCGUGUCGAGACCAGGGUGUUCAUGGAUUUUGGAGCUUGAGGGCGGAGAUUGUUGUUGGGGAGGAGAAAGGGAGGGGGGAAGGGGAAUGUGAUGUGGAGACCAAUCCACCUUAUUGUCCUUUCCAUGUGGACUAUAGGGUGAAUGUAUACGGGUUUGAGGAGGAUGGCGAUGGGUUGAGCGACUUUCAACGGGAAGGCCAUGGCGAGGAAGAAGGAGGGGAGCCGUGGACGUUUGGCGACCCAUUGCCUGCGAGAGUGAAGAUCAAUGUUCAAAGGGGGAGUUAUGAUGCCGAUGAUGAUGCCAUGAGUGGGUCAGAUUUCGGGGUAGUUGGUGAAGAACAGGAUGUGGGAAGUCAAAUGGAAAGUCGAUUGACGAUUCAGCCUGCCCCGAUCAAUGGGGGUGGGAGGAAGGGUGGUAUUGGUGGAGAACAUCAUCAGCAAGAAGAGAUCCGAAUCAACACCAGACGGAGAAAGGGGAGAUUUCCUCCUAGUGAUGGUGAUGAGGGAUUUGAGUUUGGAGGGGAUGCAGAUGGGAUGUGA